Molecule: messenger RNA, 3738 nt
Organism: Fundulus heteroclitus (mummichog)
Lineage: Eukaryota; Metazoa; Chordata; Actinopteri; Cyprinodontiformes; Fundulidae
Gene: aars1
Product: alanyl-tRNA synthetase 1
Exons: 20
Coding region: 144-3044 (966 amino acids)
Biological process (GO): tRNA modification; alanyl-tRNA aminoacylation
Cellular component (GO): cytoplasm; mitochondrion
Molecular function (GO): nucleic acid binding; amino acid binding; ATP binding
Source: RefSeq, a predicted model, not a curated record
CUCUGACCAAUAGGCGGCCUCCAUGGGCGUAUGCGCUGUGGUAAGGCUUCCCUUUUGGCCGAGCAGCGUGUGUCAAGGCGGUGAUUCUGGGAGCCGAAACCGAUUCAUUCUGUGACAACAGCGACUUCUAGAGCUGAUUCAGAAUGGACUCGUCUUUGAGCGCAGCUCAAAUUCGCCAAAGGUUCAUCGACUUCUUCGUGCGCUAUGAGCACCAGUACGUUCACUCCUCGUCCACCAUCCCUCUGGACGACCCCACGCUGCUCUUCGCCAACGCCGGCAUGAACCAGUUCAAGCCGAUCUUCCUGAACACCAUCGACCCGUCUCACCCCAUGGCCAAGCUGCGGCGCGCUGCCAACACCCAGAAAUGCAUCCGGGCCGGAGGAAAGCACAACGACCUGGACGACGUGGGGAAGGACGUCUACCACCACACCUUCUUUGAGAUGCUCGGCUCCUGGUCCUUCGGGGACUAUUUUAAGCAUCUGGCCUGUAAGAUGGCUCUGGAGCUGCUGACUCAGGAGUUCGGUAUUCCCAUCGAUCGGCUGUACGUCACUUACUUUGGGGGGAAUUCUGACGCAGGCCUGGAGCCCGACCUGGAGUGCAAGCAGAUCUGGAUGGAUCUUGGUGUGGACGAGGCUCGCAUCCUGCCGGGAAGCAUGAAGGAUAACUUCUGGGAGAUGGGAGACACCGGUCCCUGCGGUCCCUGCAGUGAGAUCCACUACGAUCGGAUCGGCGGGAGGGACGCGUCUCACCUGGUGAACAUGGACGACCCCAACGUGCUGGAGAUCUGGAACCUGGUGUUCAUCCAGUUCAACAGAGAGUCAGAGACGGAGCUGAAACCUCUCCCUAAGAAGAGCAUCGACACGGGGAUGGGCCUGGAACGCCUGGUCUCUGUCCUCCAGAACAAGAUGUCCAACUAUGACACCGACCUUUUCGUCCCGUAUUUUGAGGCCAUUCAGAAGGGUACCGGCGCGCGACCUUACUCCGGUAAAGUGGGAUCAGAUGACGCUGAUGGCAUCGACAUGGCGUACCGCGUCCUCGCCGACCACGCCCGCACCAUCACCAUCUCACUGUCGGACGGCGGGCGGCCUGACAACACAGGCAGAGGCUACGUGUUGAGGAGGAUCCUGCGUCGUGCAGUUCGCUAUUCACACGAGAAGCUCGGAGCUAAGAGGGGCUUCUUCGCCUCCCUGGUGGACGUGGUGGUCGAUUCUCUGGGCGACGCCUUCCCAGAGUUGAAGAAAGACCCAGAGAUGGUGAAGGACAUCAUCAACGAGGAGGAAGCACAGUUCCUCAAAACACUCAGCAGGGGGCGCCGCAUCCUCGACAGGAAGAUUAUGAGUCUGGGAGACGGGAAGACGAUCCCCGGAGACACAGCAUGGCUGCUGUACGACACGUACGGUUUCCCUCUGGACUUGACCUCGCUCAUCGCGGAGGAGAAGGGCAUGCAGGUGGACCUGGCCGCCUUCGAGGAGGAGAAGAAAGCUGCACAGUUGAAGUCUCAGGGUAAAGGAGCUGGAGGCGAGGACCACAUCAUGCUGGACAUCUACGCCAUCGAGGAGCUGAGGAACAAGCAGAUUCCCGCCACAGACGACUCCCCCAAAUACAGAUACACCUCAGAGGAUAACGGGAGCUACGAGUUUCAGCCGGCCUCCGCCACGGUUCUGGCUUUGCGGCGUGACCGCGCCUUCUGCGAGGAGGUGAUUACAGGUCAGGAGUGCGGCGUGCUGCUCGACCAGACGUCCUUCUACGCAGAGCAGGGCGGGCAGACGUUCGACGAGGGCUACAUGCUGCGGGAGGACGACAGCUCAGAGGAUAGGAUGGAGUUCACAGUGAAGAAUACGCAGGUGCGAGGAGGCUACGUUCUCCACAUCGGAACCGUCUAUGGAACCCUGAGAGUCGGCGACCGAGUCACUCUGCACGUAGACGAGGCUCGCAGACGGCCAAUCAUGAGCAACCACACGGCCACUCACAUCUUAAACUUCGCCCUGCGCGGCGUUCUGGGGGAGGCCGAUCAGAGGGGCUCGCUGGUUGCUCCGGAUCGCCUGCGCUUCGACUUCACAGCUAAAGGAGCUCUGAGCACAGGAGAGGUCCGCCGCACUGAGGAGAUCGCUUGUGCCAUGAUAAAAGACGCUAAGCCCGUCUAUGCCAUGGAGGCUCCGCUGGCAGAAGCCAAGGCUAUCCAGGGUCUGCGUGCUGUAUUCGACGAGACCUACCCUGACCCGGUCCGAGUCGUUUCCAUCGGUAUCCCGGUCCAGGAGCUGCUUGACGACCCCAACAGUCCGGCCGGAUCCCUUACCUCCAUCGAGUUCUGCGGGGGAACCCAUCUACAGAACUCGAGUCAUGCUGCGCCGUUUGUCAUAGUCUCAGAGGAGGCCAUCGCUAAGGGCAUCCGCCGCAUCGUGGCUGUGACGGGAGCUGAGGCCCAGAAGGCCCACCGUAAAGCCGAUGCCCUGCUUCAGUCUCUGUCCGCUCUCGGAGACAAGGUGAAACAGCAGACGGCACCGAACAAGGACGUGCAGAAGGAGAUCGCCGACAUGACCGAGUCUAUAGGCACUGCCGUGAUCUCUCAGUGGCAGAAGGAUGAGAUGAGGGAAACCCUGAAGUCUCUGAAGAAGACCAUGGAUGAUCUGGACCGCAGCUACAAAGCGGACAUCCAGAAGAGAGUUCUCGAGAAGACGAAGGAGGUGAUCGAAAACAACCCCAACCAGCCGCUGCUCAUCAUGGAGAUGGAAACCGGAGCCUCAGCAAAGGCUCUGAAUGAGUCUCUGAAGCUGCUAAAGAGUCAGUCCCCGCAGACUGCCGCCAUGCUCUUCACCGUUGACCCUGAUGCUGGCAAGAUCACCUGUCUAUGCCAAGUUCCUCAGGACGUGGCCAACCGCGGUCUGAAGGCUAGUGAGUGGGUUCAGGAAUUGUGCCCCCUGCUGGACGGGAAAGGCGGUGGCAAGGACAUGUCAGCGCAGGCCACGGGCAAGAACACGCAGUCCCUGCAGGAGGCGCUACAGAUGGCGAACGAGUUUGCUAAACUGAAAUUGGGAGAGAACUGAGAGGAAUGGAGCAGGAGAGAUUGCAGCUUUGUUUUCCUCUUUUCUUCUCCGUGUAGGUCAGAAAGUAAACUAACAAACAGAUGACCACUGAAGCUCCGCCAGCAGAAAACGAGCCACUGGUAUUUAUUCAGUCUGGACACAGCUUGAAUAUAAAACAUCUUGUCAUGCACUUUUACCUGGAAGGAGAUGUGUCUCUAUUACUUAAUUGCAUGUUUAACUGAGAAGGGAAAAGAAAUGUUGGCUUCAGCCUCCUGCUAGUGCUGUGCAUCUCAGGCAGAGUCACUAAAUCGCCACUUUCCACCUCAUUUUUCUCUGGCCCAGCUCCUGACGAUCCGCCCAUUCUGUGUAAUCGCCUGUUUGUCCUCCUUUGUACUUCUCUGAGACACUUAAAAAUUGAAUUGAACUUACACCAUCAUCCUGAUUGUCAAACAAGUUUUCAGUUUACACUCUCCAUCCUCUGCUGGUUCAAAGUUUUAUAUGAUCCAAAUCGGGAUUAAUUGGAGUGCUUAGUGCUGUAACAUAGCAAACAUCCAUCAUCUGUUUAUUGCUUCUAUGUAAAAGGUUUAAUGAUAUCUGUGUAAAAUGAUUGGUAACCUGUCUUUGUGAACACCCUACUGACAUUUAGAGUGUCUAAUCAUCGUAGGUGCUUUGUCUUACAGAAAUAAUGAUGGAAUAAAUCUGACUGGUAAAAGCC